CCAGCUUAGUUCUUUAGUUUUGGUCGAAUAAUUGAUAAUUGUUUUUUCUGUUCGCUUGAUUUGAUCACCAUUUAUUUAUUUGAUUUGAAUAAAGAAUAGAAAUGUAACAACGAAAACAAGUUCUAAAACUAAACAUUUAUUAAGAAAAGUUAAUAAAAUUGUAAAAAAAAUCCGCUAAAAGCUAUAAUUUUAAGAAAAGAAAUUGAUGUCAAAAUUGUAUAUGAAUGUGUUUGUGUGCGUGAGAAAGAAAUUUAAUUUUCCAUUAAAACACCACCAACAAACUUCAUUAGCCAGCAGCAGAAACAAGCUGUCAUUAGAAAAAGUGUUUCAUUAAUUUUCGACCUGCUGUGAUAUGUCUUUGCGUCUGAAUGUGUGUUUGCUGCUGCUGCAUUCAGUUCGUGUGUGAAUGACUUCAAGAAUCAGUAUUGAAGCUAGCUAUUCUGCUGUUGUUGUUUUCCUCCUCAAUAAUGUAUUUUUAAAGUUGGUGUCAUCGCACAAAAAAGCCCAGCUUGUUGUUUGAAACGAAAUCUAUUAACUUAGAAACGAGGGUAACAAAAGAAAACAGACAGGGGGCCUAAUGCAGGUUAGAUGAGUUUUGGGGUUGUCGAUACAAGCAAGGAUUAUGAGGACAAUGAACUGGCCCAAGGGGUAUCAUAACUCAAAAAAUUCAUUGGUGGUGUUGUUGUUGUCGUCGUCAUUGAUGUUGUCGGCCAUGAUUUGAUAAUAAAUCAUUUCCAUUUCCAACCACACAUCUCACAGAGAUUCUUACACCACCCACACAAUCACACUCUCGACCUAAAUGCAUUUGAAAUUGAAAACACAAAAUCAUACAGACUCUUUAGACUCCAAACAAAGCAAAAUUGCAAAUAGAAAGUCCCAAAAUAUGGCUAGUAGUUUGGUAAAUGAUGAUGAAGAUAAUGCCAGUUCAACAACGCGUAAUACACAGCAGCCCCAGUCAGCAACGCAGACAAACAAUAACAACAACACAAAUGCCGGUAGUUGUUUGAAUCAACAAUCUGGUAAUAAUAGCAAUAAUAAUGGGGCAAGUGCCGCCAAUACGUCGUCUACUUCAUCGUCCAAUGCCGCCAACAAAAUGCAUCCCAAUGAAGCCAAGGCGAAAAAGGAAAAUCUGCAACAAAGAAAAUUGGAAUUGGAAAAAUUGUUGAAUGAGAAAAAUUGGCUACUGCAGCAGUUGCAAAAGCAGGAGACCGAAAUUCUAAAUGGCAAUUUUGAAUAUAUGAAUUUCAACGAGUUCAUACAUAGCCUGAAUACCCAAUAUAAACAGGAGCAGGCAACUACCGAGUCAACAAUUACAGGUGGCAGUAGUAGUAUUGGUGGUGGUGGUGAAGAGGCCAUCCUGAGACGUAAACCCCUAACGGCCAAAGAAAAUCAACAACAUCACAAUGUUUUGCAUCGCAGACAAUCGGAAAUCUCAAAUCGUUCUUCGGAAUAUGACAAUUAUCCGCAUCAGGAUAACUUAUCGACACAUUCAGAGGGUGCAGCCAGCGGCGGUGGUGGUGCAAGGGGUGUCAGUGGUUCCACUUCCUCGGCGAUGACAAUGCAACAUGCCCAACAGGCACAGCAGCAAUAUAAUGCCAAAUCGGCAUUGAAAAAACGUUCGGCCACUGUGGCGGGUACCACACAACAAUCGGCUACUAGCUUACAAAUGAUAAGGCAGCAACAUUAUAUGGAACACCAACAACAACUGAUGCAAAAUCAUAAUCUCUAUAAACAACAACACUAUCAUCAUCCACAGCAACAUUUGUUCAAACAACACAUUGAACAUCAUCAGGUUUUAAUGCCACAUUUGCAAUAUGCCACACAGAAAUUUUAUUAUACCACCCUGCAGCCGACACAACCAACCACUUCAUCAGCUGCAUCGGUUGGUGGAUCACAACAACAGCAGCAGCAUCAACAAGUUGCCCAGCAACAACAAAAGACGGUGCAGCAACAGCUACAUCAACAACAGCAGCAAUAUGGUCGCUAUAUUAAAUCUAAUCAACUCCCCCAGGGCCAAGUCCAAGCACAGCAGCAGCAGUCACAUCACCAUGCCCAACAACAAUCUCCAAAUCAUUCUCAGCAGCAACAACAACAACAUCACAUGAAUUACAACACCCAAAGCUCGGCAAGCUCAAAUGUCAAUCAUCAACAACAGCAACAGCUACUCUUGACACCCCCUGGUCAUGGAGCAAUCGCAUCACAUAUGGACAAUAUUUCAUUAUAUUCUUUGAACUCUAAUAAUGUGGCCACCCUACACAGACAAGCUCAGCAGCAACAGCCCGUCAUAGUGCAAUGUGAUAAAUAUUAUCUGUCACCCACUUCCCAUCAUGUGUCCCACAACGACGGCGGGGGAUUCAUUAAGUCCAGUCAAAAUAUCAAAGAAUAUAUAUCGCCAAUGAAUUCACCACAGCAGCAUCCGCAACAGCUAAUGGGACACCCGUCAAGAGACAAACGCCUAACUUCACAAACAAAUCUUUCCAAUCGUGUCAAUACUCCAUCCAUAGAUGCCAUAUCGUUGGCACCAUCCUAUGUUUCCAUGGAAACGGUUGACUACAUGACAAUACCAACAUCACAGGCAAACCAACAACAACAGCAACGAUGGAAAUCUCAAACAAAUCUACCCCCAUCUAGUGGGACAACUUCAGCCGACAUGAAAUCAUAUUCCAGUGAUAUGUUGAAUAAUAAUCAAUACUACAAUACAUCCAUACAGCCUCCACCGCCGGGAUCUUCCAAUCAACAUCCGCCACAUGUUACCCAAGUGAAACCCUUUAAGCCCCUCGAUGAUAUUUCCAUAAAUUCAGGAUAUUCCACAGAGACGCAAAAGAAAACCAAACCCAAACAAUGGUUAGAGUCGUCCCUAGAUGGACCAGUGAUAAGACAAACAAAUCAUCACCACAGCCAUGCACAACAUCCAAACGAAGAAAACUACACAGAUCACAAUAGCAAUACCAGCUCUACGGGACAUCAACGUUCAAAACUUUCUUCACAUUCUCUAAAUACCUCAAGGCAUUAUUCUAUGUCAGCAGCAGCAGCUUCUCAUUCUCCGCUGGCGCAUUCCGCCCAAGCCGCAAAAUUAAGUCAAUCCACAUCGUAUCUAAAUCAAAUGGAUGCAGUGGCUACUGCUGGAACACCAGUAAAUAAUAACAAUAACACACCCUCAAUAUCACAAGCCUAUAAUAUAGAAAUUGUCUCACCUCAAACUCCUAUAGCGUAUAAAUUUUUACCCGUCUCAACGGGUAAUACCAAUAAGCCGCCGGCUAGACCACCACUUUAUAUAAAUGCUACAACAUCGGGUACAUUGCAAACGUCGGCAUCUCCCACAACGGGUUUGUUGAGUGGUGUUGCUGGCUCAUCAGCCUCGGCUUUGUCGCCAGAUAUUCGCGUUGAAUCACCGAAAAAUGUCACCGUUGUUCAACCGGCCACUUUUCAGCCCUACAAAGAGGUUACAAAACCUUUUGAAAUGUCCGAUUUUUAUAAAUAUUCGACAAAGUAUCGACAGAAGGAGAAUAACAAUAAUAGUCAAGUGGAUAAUUGAGAAUUGGGGAAAAUAUAAUUGGGAUGGGAAAUUUGAUUAGGAUAGUUGAAUGGAAAAACUAUUGGAAGCUAGUGGAUGAAGUGAAAGACUUAUUUUGUACUGAAAAUAGUUAUGACCUGUCGUCCGAUAUUAUCAUGGUCUCAAUGCUCUAACGAAGUGAUCAAGGACGGGGCAUUACAUAAAGACCUGAAGACUAUGAACCAUUAUCCGAAAAUACUUCUGCUCUCUGUUCCCUUCUGUGUUGUGAUAACCCAUUACCCAAUGAAGGAAAUCUGCUUGUAAAUUUUGUAAAUAGCGUCGUCAGAUUUUAUUUUGGAAAAUUACGUGCUUGGAAUAACAAACCUUUUUUUAAUCGGUUAUCUUUUGAAAGCCAAAUCAGAUUGAUUUAGAAGCGGUCCUUUUAUUUUAGAACUUCUUCCGUGCAAAUGUUUUGUGUUAUCGCAAAAUGAUUACCAAGCUUAGUGCAAACGCCAGUCCCUGCACUCGGACACCUCUGGCCCAUUGGGUUCAAUCUGGACAUCCGCCUGUGUUUGGAAGAAGCUAAGUUUAGAAAGACUCUUGGGAAUUCUUGGAUUCUUGGGAUCCUCGUAGGGUUCGAUCCAAUUCAGUAGGCUCCUGUCUUUCAUCGUGUUUUGGUGUGAAAGUUGGAUAUAUACAUCUUAAGAGAAGCUAAGACGUUCUAUCUCGUAUUAUUCAAAGAGCCGGUGUCUUUGGUUGCACAGCAUCAAACACCGAACGUCUGCAAACGCCAGCCUCUCCACUCGUCCACCUCUGUCCCACUGGGUUCAUUCUGGACAUCUGCUUGUGACUAGAAGAAGCUAAGCCAAGAAAGAUUCUUGGGAAAGUUCUGAGGUUCACAUGCCUUUAUCUUGUUGUUCAGCCAAUAGAUUAAAUGUUUUCUCACCUUUAUUUCUUUCUAGUCUGACAUAAGUAGAAAACUCUACAAUAUCCUGUAAUGCUCUUGUUAGGAGAUAAUACUGCAAAAACGUAUAGAUAGCCUCGGAAGUCUUACCAGAUCUAUUUUUUUUAAAGAGUCGGUGUCUUUAGUUUUGCAGCAUGAAACACCUGCAGAAUAUUUGAUACACAAUCUCUAUCUUUUCAAGCAACACGUUAUGGAUCUAACACUUCCGUUCUGCUUAUUACAUUCAUAAAAAAUUACUGACACUAGCGCUGGCUCCUCUUACCUGACGAUCUAAAUUAAAAAAUAUUCUUUUAAUUGUACGUUUUCAAUUAAAGAUGUAUGGAGGAAUAUUUUUUUGUUUUAAAAGUUUCAACAUGUUAAACCUGAGUUUAACAUUACUUGAGAUAAAAUCUACAUUGAACAAAACUCUGAGUUAUCAAGAAGGGUUCUUACAUAGCAUCCAUCCUCCUAUUCCAGAAAAAGUGGGCUAUUUUUUUUGUAGAAUUUUAUAUAAAGGUCCGAAUCUUUUUUCGCUAUGGAGAAAGAAGCAACUUCUAAGGGAUUUUUGAAGACAUGUGACAAAACAUUUUCAAAAGGAAGCUCGGCAAAUCUAUUAACAUGUUUUUCUAACGCCUAAAAUAUUAUGUAUAUAUUCCCAUCUCAAUUGUUAGAUUUGCCUUACCUUUUCCUUUUUUGAACAAGAAUAAGCUCCCAUAUAAAAAUGUGUUCUUUCGCUAGAGCAUAAAAUGUGCUCUUUUCAUUUCUAACCCUUUUUUCUCUUAUUAUCUAAGGAGUUUUAUUGUGAGUCGUUUCUAUAAACGGUGAAUCGUAUAAUUCUAAAUACUCUUUCCACUUAAUAUUAUAUUUUCUUUAGAAUUUAUUCUUUUCACCAACUUGUAAGUGGAUUUUGUACGAGAAUCUUCCGCCAAGGGGUGAUUAUUUAAUGCCAAAUCUUUUUUCUAUUAUAUUUCUAAAAAAAUGCAAAAUGUAUUUUUAUAUCUAAAAACAUGUAAAUCUUUUAAAUGAAAACUUUUUAUGUGUGUAAACUUGACAAUGAAAUUGUAUUUAAAAAUUUUAUGAUAAUUUUAAUGUUAGUUUUUUUUUAUUGUUAUAAAAACAUAAGCAUAGCUUUAAGUUGUUUUAUAUUUGAGUAAACAUAAUAAUUACAUUAAAAGGGUUGUUAUGGAAUCUGUUGUAUUGGAAAAUAUGAAAUUAUCUACUCUUACAUUUUUGUUUGAUAUUCAAAAAGUAUUUCUCAUGUACAAACUAAAUGCAAAGUCUGACAAUAUAGAAUGAUUUUUGCAAUGACUUUCAUCUUUGCCAACAUAAACAGAUUCUAUAACAUCCCAAUGCCUUUUCCUCCCCUGCUAGUGUUUGACUUGCCUGUUGUCCACCUCAAUUUUUUUGAAAUACUUUGUGAUUAUUUUUUCAUAACAAAACAAAGCCUACAAUAAAAAACCAGUGUCUUAAAUUAAAAAAAGAAACGUAACAUUUUUUAACAAAAAGUCCCCAAGGAACUUUUUAAACUUAACCACUAAGGCGCCUUAAUAAAACUAAACAAACUAACCAUACUAAUGAUAUUUUUUU
Messenger RNA from Musca domestica (house fly), 6023 nucleotides. RefSeq lists its product as uncharacterized. Bases 800 to 3535 code for a protein of 911 amino acids. The transcript is spliced from 3 exons. NCBI's taxonomy places the organism in Eukaryota, Metazoa, Arthropoda, Insecta, Diptera, Muscidae. The record is from RefSeq and is a predicted model, not a curated record.